CUUUAGGAGAGCAAGUCGAAGGCUGAAGACAAGAGCAGAAGGCACUGCAAGAGUGUAGACGGGAUUCUUGACAUUUUACAUCUUGACUUUAUCAGACAGAAUGUCUCUUCCUCCCACAAGCGUCCCCGCAAACUUCAGCCAUGCAGUUAUACAGGAAUGCCAAAACAACCCGAAUAGCACUAGGUGUUCUUUUGACAAUAAGGAAUGGACCUUCAUGAUAACAGUCUAUAUCCUGAUCGUCGCUGUGCUGGGAAUCAUGUUUAAUCUGUUCGUCGUGAUGGUAUUCUGUCUCCACAAGAAGGCCUGCACUGUGCCUGAGAUCUACUUGAGUAACUUGGCUGCUGCUGACUUCAUCCUGUCGUCCUUUCUGCCCUUCUGGGCUGUGUAUACAGCCAACAAAUUCUCCUGGCCCUUCGGUAGUACCAUGUGCCAAAUAGCCGCUCUUUGCAUCGUAAUGAACGCCUACUGUAGCAUCUACUUCCUCGUUCUGGUCAGCAUAGAUCGUUACUUGGCACUGGUGCACCCGCUGUCCCAUGAAAGAAUGCGCAGGCCAAAGUAUGCCAAACUGGCUUGUCUGCUGGUGUGGGCUUUGGGCUUGCUCCCGGGUGUUCCUGUACUCAUGUAUAGGAAAGUGGAAUACAAUCCUUGCACGAAUAAAUAUAUAUGCUUUAUUGCAUACCCAAGUACCAAGAUAGAGCUGCUGUCUGAGGCUAUGCUGAUUACGUUCAGCUUCAUCAUCCCCAUUUUCAUUAUUUCCUUCUGCACUUUCAAAAUUAUUCGAGCUCUGAAUCACAGGUUAAAUGCCCAGAAUACGGAGCAUAAGGCCACCACUCUGGUCCUGGCGGUCCUCUUGUCAUUCCUGGUCUGCUGGGUGCCAUUCCACCUGGUGAAGAUAAUAGAAAUGCUUAUUAUUGCCAAGGUCUUGGAAGGGUGUGACCUUUACAGACACAUAGAAGCCACCAAACUGAUCGUCAUAUACUUAGCCUUCUUCAACAGUGUUCUCAACCCCAUCCUCUACGUCAUUGUGGGAAAAAAAUUCAGAAAAAAAGUAAAGGAAGUCUUCAAGCAGUGGAGCGCUGGGAGAACAUCGACCCUCAGCCUCAACUCUGUACGCUCAUACCUGUCGAGAAGUGAUAAAAGUGGGGAUGUCUCGGGCAGAUCUGCUAGACAGCAAUCCUUUAAAUAAGCAUGCAUGUUUAUUUUAGAUGCAUGACGUAACCUUUGGAGGGUUACCCAUUAGAUCCUGUUCAUUAUGGUAGGGUUUGAACCCUCCCGCUUUCAUUAUUUGCUCCAGUUGGACCAUAAUCCAGGGCUUUAGGUAAGAGGAGGGAGAGUGUAUGUGUUCAAUGUAUGCUGUCACACUACGCUUUUCACCUUGCUGGGAUCUUUUCCCAGUUUUAAACCUUUCUUGACACACUCGCACAUCCUCACGUCUUUGAUGAUUAGAUGUGUUCGCAAACUUUCAAAAUUCACUUGAGUGCGUCCGGCCUGUUUCAUCUGGGCAACACUUCAGGAGGAAAGUAAGGCAGAGGGAGGACAAGACAUCAACACCGAAGACGUCAACGCUCCGUGGUGUCAACGGACCACAAGAAACUAAGUGUGUGGCCAUUUUUAAUGCAAUGGCUCAGAUUCGUCUCUCUCUCUCUCUCAUGACAUCCUGUUGACAUUUCGUAGGCCACCACUUCUGGUGCAACUCUACAGGAUAUGGACCUCAAAUUAAUGCAUUUGCCAUUCUAACACUUAUGCCCCAACUGUUGUUUCAUUGAAAAUGCUUUCAGACUUAACACAAUAAUAAUACUGCUACAUAAUUAAACAGCACUGUGUUUUAUACUGCAGAAGUAAUGGGCACAAAACUAAGAUAAUGGAAGUAAUGUAUAAAAGAGGCGGAAACAAAGUGUUUAAAGUCUUAAUAUGAUACUUUAAUUGUAGGAUGUUCCAUGUGGCUAUGUGUGUCUGAAUCUAUUUCUCCAUAGAUAGUGUUGCUCUUACUGAUAUUUUAAGGCUAGAUCAAACCCUGCCAUAUUAUAUAUCCAUGUAAUAUUACUGUAACCCUCUAACCGUAACCUUUCUGUCUGACACUGUAACUCUUGCAUUUUCUUUUCCUUUGACUCUAAAAAGCAUUACCACCUACACACUGUGUGCACAUUUGCAUACAUUUGUUGAUUUGUACAGAUGGUUUACUUCAGUCACACAUUCACAGUAACCUGAAUAGUAGUGACCCACACAGUCACGCUGGUAUCUCUUUACAGUGUGAACACACUUCACUGUUUCUGAAAUAAGUAUGUAUGUUAAUCAGUUGUGAAACUAUUGCAUAAUCAACUUAAUGUAACACCCAGAGUCGCAUAAAUGCAGCAGUAAAAUCUUUUGUCAGCAUUGCAAAGUUUGGACGAGGCUUUUCCACAAUGAAUAAAAGUAAAAUUUCUUCUUGUUCAGGACAAAAUAUUGGAAAUACCUUGGCAAUAAUGCCAAGAAAUCUUUGUGCACACACACAACAGUGUUAGUUGGUCUAAGUCAAACUAACACAUUGGUCUAUAAGCUGUAAUGAAUGUUUUCAAGGAAGAGCUUGGGAAUAAUAUUACAGUUGCCCUGCACUUUCUCUGUAUUUACCAAGUUAAACUGGGAAAUAGAACAUCAAAGGAAACUGACUGGCCAAGAAUCUACUUACUGAUUUCCCAGAGAUUAACAAUGACAAUGUUUUUACUGCUGAUGAGAAAUGUGGUGUUGAAAAUAAGCAAAAGAGAAAUAGAAAUAAAAAGAAAAUAUAAAUAUUUGCUUUAUGGUCAAAGUUCACCAAACUCACAGUAACAUCUGUUUACAUGUCUUGACAUUUGAAUGUGGGAAUGAGACGAUUUCUCUGUUUUUGCUGCACCCAUUUCAAUGUUUCAGAGGCGCAAUGCUAAGUGGAGAACCCGGUUAAUGUUCUCAUACUCAGAGGAGAUUUUAUUUUCAUUCAUCACAUCACAGAUCACUGUCACAACUUUAUAUAGUCAGGUUCAACCUUGUUUUUCCACAAGACAGUCUCUCAUGGUAACUGCAUUUCUUGAAAUGUCUGUAUUACUCUGUACUUAGACUGCUUAAAUACAAUGU
Seriola dumerili (greater amberjack) is the source of this 3087-nucleotide messenger RNA. Its product is annotated as B2 bradykinin receptor-like. Gene Ontology annotation, molecular function: bradykinin receptor activity. NCBI's taxonomy places the organism in Eukaryota, Metazoa, Chordata, Actinopteri, Carangiformes, Carangidae. Bases 101 to 1186 code for a protein of 361 amino acids. The record is from RefSeq and is a predicted model, not a curated record. Gene Ontology annotation, cellular component: membrane. The transcript has 2 exons. Gene Ontology annotation, biological process: neutrophil chemotaxis; immune response; G protein-coupled receptor signaling pathway.